AUGGAGCCCUGCAAAGUGCUCACCGUCUUCGGCAUCACCGGCUCCCAGGGUGGCAGCGUUGCUAGAUCUCUGCUCAAAAACAAAGUCAACCGUUUCGUGCUUCGUGGUAUUACCCGCAAUCUAAAUUCUGACCAGACUAAAGCUCUCUCUGCCGAAGGAGUUGAUAUGGUGCAAGCCGAUGGCCUCAUACCAGAGCAGAUGGCCCAGGCACUGGAAGGGAGCUGGGGAGUAUUUGUCAAUCUCCCUUCAGAUGACCCCACGGAUGUUGGGAUGGCUGUUGUAGAUGCCGCAGUCAAGGCUGGUGUCCAGCAUUUUGUCUUUAGUGGAAUGGUAUCUGCUAUCAAAAUUACCAACGUAGCCGUGCCAAAUCCCUCAUUUGAUGAAAAGCAUUCUAUUGCCGAUUAUGCGAAAGGAAAGAACUUCAAGUCCGUCGUUGUGGUCAGCCCCGGCUGGUACAUGGAAAACCAUCUAGUUCAGGAGGCGCCCGGCCUAUUCGGCGGCUUCCCGUUCCUAACUGAUGAAGAAGGCUAUGUAACUUUGCGUUUCCCUCGCUGGGGAGGCAACGAAGAGAUGCCCUUCGUUUCUAUCGAGCAUGAUUACGGUGAUAUUGUCAAUGGCGUCUUCCAGGAGCCAGAGAAGUGCCACGGGCAACUUAUCCAAGGCAUCAGCGAAUCGGCCCCUGCGUCCCGAAUGGCAGAGGCGUUUGAGACAGCAACCGGCAGGAGAUGCCGCUUCAUACCGGAUGACGAUUGGGAGUCAUUUGACACCCGUGGUCAGCGGGCUUUGGAGGGAGUCAAGUAUACUUUCGGAUUCUGUCAGUAUUCUGGAGGCUUGUAUUACGGCAAGCCGAACGAUCUGGCGAUGGCUCGCAUGCUGAAGAGAGUUGCGAAGAAAGUACAGGGGGAAUCUGGAGGCGAGCUAAUGAUCCUGAAGCGCUUUUUUUCACUUCACUUUGUACCCUCAGAGUCAAGGGUAUAG
This is a messenger RNA of Fusarium oxysporum Fo47, 978 nucleotides long. Its product is annotated as NmrA/HSCARG family protein. The coding region runs from base 1 to 978 and encodes 325 amino acids. The transcript is spliced from 4 exons. The record is from RefSeq and is a predicted model, not a curated record. NCBI's taxonomy places the organism in Eukaryota, Fungi, Ascomycota, Sordariomycetes, Hypocreales, Nectriaceae.